This is a messenger RNA of Bradysia coprophila, 1781 nucleotides long. It is a transcript of the gene Tmx3, whose product is annotated as Thioredoxin-related transmembrane protein 3. The record is from RefSeq and is a predicted model, not a curated record. Lineage: Eukaryota; Metazoa; Arthropoda; Insecta; Diptera; Sciaridae. Gene Ontology annotation, cellular component: endoplasmic reticulum.
AAAAGCAGCACACCCUAAUUCCAUAUGAAAAUUGAAUGCGUUCAAUGUUCAUAUCUACAAUUUUAUGGGAGGGUGGAUGCUUGACAUUUUCACUGCACGAAAAAAUAUAAUGUUUUUUGUGUUGUUGUUGUUGGUUUAUACGUUUUUGCAUCAGUGACAAUGUUGCAAAUUUUUAUAAAUUUAUAAAUAAACUGUGAACAUAGAGUGGACGGAGCCUGAAUGGAAUGAGCCAAAUUUAAUUCCGAAAUCAGCGAUUCGAACAUAAUCGAACGAAGCGGCUUUUAUAAAGUUAAAAAUGGAAAAACAUUUCGUAUUUUCGAUCUCAAUAAUCCUAGUCACAAUCACAUCAAUCGCAUCCGGUUCACGAGUAUUGGAGCUGAGCGAUCGAUUUUUAGAAGUGAAACAUGAGGGCCAAUGGUUUAUCAUGUUUUAUGCCCCGUGGUGUGCACACUGUAAGCGUACCGAACCGAUUUGGGGCCACGUAGCUCAAUCGUUAGCCAAUACGAAUGUACGAGUGGGCCGCAUUGAUGUUUCCCGUUUUACAGCAGUUGGACAACAUUUUAAGAUCAAUUCUUACCCGACGAUCAUGUUUAUCAAGGGACAUCAAGAGUUCAUUUACAAUGGCGAUCGUACCAAAGACGAACUAAUUCCAUUCGCAACGCGAAUGUCCAAUCCACCCAUACAGCAAGUGGCCCGGGUCGAAAGUAUCGACAUGCUGAAAACGAACAAUGGAAUUUUCUUUACGUUUGUCGGAAAGCAGGACGGAGUUUUGUGGGACGCAUACCAUUCGGUUGCCGAACACUUUCAACCGCACGGAUUCUUCUACGCAACAUCCGGUGAGAUUGCUGAAAAGCAUUUCGACGUCGACACGGUACCAUCGAUACUGGUUUACAAGGAGAAAUCGCACUACUACUUUCCGCUCUCGAAUAAUUUCAACGAAGUGGAGGUGUCGCAUCUGAACGAGUCACUACACAAGUGGGUUAACGAAGAACGAUUUUUGCUGUUCCCUAAGAUUACUCGAGCCAACAUUCAUCAAUUGUUGCUGACGAAAAAAUAUUUAGUUCUGGCAGUGGUCGAAGAGAACAAACUGUACGAGAUUGCAAGUCACGAACUGGAGUUUCGCGAUUUGAUUGAGUCGAUCUGCCGGAAACAUCAUUCCAAAUAUCAUUCCCGAUUCCAAUUCGGAUGGAUUGGCAGUCCGGAUAUUGCCCAUUCAAUUGUUAUGGACAGUUUGCCCACACCGCAUCUACUCGUUUUGAACGCUACCACCUCCGAACACCAUAUACCCGACGACGAUCCGAUGCAAUUGACGGCCGAUGCGAUUCAUUUGUUUUUGGAGAGCAUACACCAGCAGAAAGCCACGGCCUACGGUGGCAAUUCGUUCAGCGUUCGCCUGUAUCGCAGCUAUUUUGAAGCGAAGCGUUCGCUGAAUGAUAUGUGGCGCGGAAAUCCUGUCCUUACAUCCGUAAUAUUCGGUCUUCCACUGGGUUUUUUGUCAUUGAUCAUGUACUCCAUUUGCUGUGCGGAUAUUCUGGACGCAGACGAAGAUGACGAGGACGGUCACGAGAAACGCGAAUAAAUCGUAUUUUAGCCGAAAAUUGUUUAUCGGCUUUUCGAGUUGGGUGUGUUUGUCUAAUUUUCAAACAAUUAAUUUAUUUCAAAGAUUAGAAAGAGAAAUCGGAUACAAACGAGAGUAAUGAGUGUUCCGACCGAGCCGCAAGAGACUGUAUAAACCAAACAAAAAUGAUCUGCUCCAAAUAAAUACAAAUUCUGUGAACUAA